AUGAAGACCAGGUCGGUAGUAAUUCGAGGUAUUGCUAUUUUCACUGUCGGAAUUAUAGCAUGGAUGGCUUAUGCGUCUCUAAAAAUCAGACGCAACGACACAGCAGUUGAUGAGCAUGCUAAGGAGACGGGUCUUACAAAGGGAGAGACAGUAAUGAUUGGCAAGGACAAAUAUGAAAAAACUGAAGAGCAAACUUUCCCCAACAUUAUUGAAAUUAGUGAAGCUAAUUUGCAAGCCAAAGCGUCUCCGGGGAAAGCCGAAACUAGUGGGAGAAAUACUGAAGCAACUUGGAAUAUCUCCAAAACCAAGCCUUUACCAAAAACGAGGACAUCGUUCUUGCCAAAAACAACAGUGGAAGCAGAAACGCUGAAAAAUUGUAAAUCGAGAGGGUUCGCAGAAAAGCUACUCAUGGAGAAAGAUCCAAAGAUGGUUCGUGAGAAACUUUCACCCAGGACGAACGCUUCAUCAAUUAAUACAUCGUGGGCAGAGACAAUUGUAAAACGGAAAGAAUUCAUACGCCGGAAAUGUGCGCUACACAAAAUCAAAACAAGCCCAUUACCAGCAGGGCGAGCUUUACAUCAGUUUUGGGUGGAUGAUAAUCACAAGUUCAUCUUCUGUGAAAUUCCUAAAGUUGGCUGUACCAACUGGAAAAGAAUCAUGCUGCUGAUGACGUGCAAAUUCAAUAAGUCUUACAUAUGGUCCCAAAAAAAGAAUGAUGUUCACCACGUAUGGUCAAACAAAGCGUUGAAAAGAUUAAAAUCAUUCACGAGCAGAUCAGACAGCGACGCCAGACUGAAAAACUACACUAAAGUUCUUAUCACGAGGCAUCCAUUCGAGAGACUGGUCUCAUUUUUCAGAGAAAAACUCGAAAGAGCAAAAAAUGAUAUUUACGACCCAAGAAUUGCAGGCUACGUUUUACGUUCUAUCCACAAAAAACGGGACGUAACACAUAAAAUGAUGAUGGAGUACAAUGUAACAUUCCCAGAAUAUAUCCAGUAUGUGAUAGAUACCAAAAUGCAUCCUGAUGUCCACUGGGGUAUUCAGCACUCCUUGUGCCACCCCUGCAGCGUCGAUUAUGAAGUCAUAGGAAGAUACGAAACCAUUGUUGAGGAUUCCAACAAUCUUUUGAAAAUGUUAGGGAUUGACGAAAUCACCUAUCCGCAAUCAGACAAUGUUGACUUUGCGAAAAAGACCAAGGAUUUGGUCUCCAAACAUUUCCAGACUCUUAAACCUUGGAUGAUCAAAGAGCUACAUACUAUGUAUAAAACUGACGCAGAUAUAUUUGGUUAUGAUCUAGAUUUAAAGUAAGAAUAAUCUGUUAAGGUCCUAGAAUGAAGCGGCGUA
Molecule: messenger RNA, 1344 nt
Organism: Lingula anatina
Lineage: Eukaryota; Metazoa; Brachiopoda; Lingulata; Lingulida; Lingulidae
Product: carbohydrate sulfotransferase 13
Source: RefSeq, a predicted model, not a curated record